GUCAGUGCUCAAAUGCAGGGGUGGCGGCGGCAGGGCGAGCUGGCCCAGUGGGCACGAGCCAGGAGCCCGGGCAACUGUCUGGCCCGCUCACACAGCGAGGCCUCCGCGGCCUGCGGUUCCCCAAGUAACGGAUACAGGGCCUGGCCACCCCCAGCUUCGGGAGUCCGUGAGUCCGGACUGGAUCUCUCUCCCGGGAGCCGCCUGCCGGGCUUUCUAGGCUGUCACCUGCGCAGCCCGUGGAGCAGCCACAGCAGGAAGCGGCGCCGCCGGGGUUUCAAAAUACUGUUAAUAGUCAUGCUGGAAAAUAAGACAAUUUCCUCCUCUGCUGAAGAUGCUCAGACCAAAAAAGACAAUGCCGCAUCACAAGAAUUGGUCCUGGUUGGUGCUCCUAAAGAAGCUGGUGAAAUUUUUCAUGAAAAUAAAAUGACAAAUACUGAAGAGGUAAAUAAAGCCAUUUACUUUAAUUACCCAUGUCGAAGGCAGAGCUGUGCUCUAGUAAACAUCCCAGCACCUUGUGUCAACAAAAUUAUUUCACACAUUGAAAAUGUGGAGUCAAAAAUACAGGAGCAUUUGAAACAGGUUGAAACUUCUUUGGAAAAAUGGAGUAGAUCCACUUCUUCCUCAGUGGAUCUACAAGAAGAUUGGAAUAUUGCUACACCAGAGAAAGAAAUCAAGCCAGAAGAAGAGAGAGAUCAAAAAUGUCCAGAAUUAAAGAAAGAAAUGGAAAAAUUGCUGUCAGAGACCAUGCAUCUUAUUAAAAGUCUAGAAACUGAUCGAGCAGAAGCUGAGCAGGCAUUAAGACAACAAAAAUCGAGAAAGAAAAUGAUUAUCAUGAAAAUCGACUCUUGGUCAAUCUGGAAACUUCAAGAAGUCCCACUAGCUGUGCAGAAAGAACAUGAGGCCUUUUCGAGAGAUAUUGUAGAGUUAAGAUGGCAUCUGGAAGAUAGAAAUCAUCAGUUAGAACAUUUGAAGAAACAAAAGGCAAAGAUAGAAGAAGCAAAUGCAAAGGUUCAAGCAGACAUAGACUUUAUGCAAAACCAUGGUGCACUUCUGGACUCAAAGCGGAGGCAGGAAGUGGAAGCUCUGUGGGAGCGUUACCAAAAGAAAUUCGAGAUAAUGGAAAUUUUCAGACAAGUUCAUGAAGAACUUGAACAAACUAUAGAAGACCGUGAAAAUGCCAAAUUGCAAUUUAAAGAAAAUAAAGAAGAAAUGGAGGAAGAUAUUAAAAAUGAUGAAAUAAACCUAGAGACCCACAAGAGAGAAGUAGAUAAACUAAACAAUCUACAUACUCACUACUGUUCAAAAAUAGAAGAUGUUAAAGUGAAUAUUGAGGAAAAUGAAGAGGCAGUGAUGGUAGCACUGAGGGAAACAAAAUCCACAACAGAUGAAGUAUCUACUUUAUCAAGAGCACUGGACGAUUUGAAGAAGAUUUAUGAUCAAAUAUGCUGGAAGCAAAAAAAAUAUGAACAGCAAUAUAAGGAAGCACUUAAUGAUUUUUAUGCCACUGAAAAAACGUGGGAUGUUGAACUUUAUAAUGUUUCAAGAGACUUUUCCGACAUUUCCGUAGUAUAUGCUCAAGCAAUGGCAGAAAAUAAAAGGCUUGCAAAUGAAAUCAUCACCAUAACAGAUCAAAUCAGUGAAAGUAUAAAAAGAAAAGUGAUGUAUGAAUCUGAAAUUCAAUCUUUACUGAGACUGAAGUCAAAGAAUAAUGAUUAUCUCAAACACCUCUACAAGGAGGCUUAUCAAAUUGGUGCUAUUUUCCACGUAACCAAACAUAAAACAGAUGAAUUGGAACUUAAAAUAACAGAAGUGAGAAGAAAAUUUAAGGUGAGAGAAGAUUUCCUGAAAAGACUCACUCGAGGUCGUGUGGCUGCUGGCACGAUGAUUCAGAAAAGGCUGUAUUCCAUUCAAGAAGCCCAAUUACUUGAGAGGGAGAACAUUUUGCAAAAGAAAGCAAUAUAUGCCCUUGCACUGGCAGAAAUAUUGGAGCCUCUACAGCAACUAGAAGAUGAUGCUGUAAGAAUCAGAGCUCUGCAUCAAGAACAGGCUGAUACACUCAGUGAUGUACUUGAGAAAGAAAAAUAUGUUAAAAGAAAGGUGGAAAAAACAAAGCAUAAGUUGCAAAGAAAGGGAAGGAAAAGUCGUGGUUUGCUAAUAAAAACUGAGAGUAAACGCUCAAUAAUUUUUGAAGAAUUGGAGUCUACUAAAAUUAAAACAGUAACUUAUAAUGCAAAAAUAAAUGAAAUGAAUCAGCAAUUAGAAGGAAAGGAAGAGGAAAAGGUAGCUUUUGAUCAGAAACUUGAAAAUUUGACAGAUGUAUUUAUAACUAUGAGAUAUAAAAAAGAACAUGCACAAGCUGUGUUUGAUCAUCUCGUGGAAGAGAAAAGAGCCUGUGAAGAGAGAAUCUUUCAAGAAGAUCAGGAAUUUCGAACACUUCUUGCUAAGAGGCGAAAAGCCCUGGCAGAUAUCAAAGAAUUGCUAGACAACUUGUUGGAGGAAAAUCUACGUUUAGCUCAAGAGUACCAGAAGAUGCAGACUAUUUUCUUAAUAGAAAAGGAUAAUUUCUUCAAUGCAUAUGCUAAACAGCUAUCACUUGAUGCUUCAGUUAGAGAUCAGAAACAGCUCUGUCAGCUGCAAAGAAGUCUACACAAGCAGUGGCAGGAGCACUUCCGACUGGUGGUCCUCUUCAGCCAGAUGAAGCUGGCCAGGUUCCAGACAGACUCUCAGGAGACUAUUCAGAAAAUAUUAGCUGUGCAGGAAGAAUCUUCAAAUUUAAUGCAACACAUCUUAGAUUUCUUCCAGACUUUGACAGAUGGCCUAUGCGAAAACGAUGGUUAAGCAAACAACCAAUGUAUCUUGGAUGCUGAAAUAAAAGACAAGAAAAGUCACACAGUUCAGAUAACAGUGUAAUUGGACAUUCACCUGUUUGCCAUUUCACACUUCCAUGGACGAAAAACUCACUCACCUCCCAGCAUGCUUUGCCCCUCUUUUACUUACAGCAAAUCCAUAACAAUGAAACAGGUGACUUUCAUGCUGCUGUCAGGAACGAUCUAAUUUCAGCUCUGGGUGACUGAUUGCAAUUGGCUUUGCCUCAUCUGAUAAUUAAUCUAUGUCACCAUUAAUUGGAAGAGAGAAUAAUUACUGGCGGUGUUGACAGUGACUGUUCGCUUCCCCAGAUUUCC
Molecule: messenger RNA, 3182 nt
Organism: Fukomys damarensis (Damara mole-rat)
Lineage: Eukaryota; Metazoa; Chordata; Mammalia; Rodentia; Bathyergidae
Gene: Ccdc178
Product: coiled-coil domain containing 178
Exons: 21
Coding region: 13-2838 (941 amino acids)
Source: RefSeq, a predicted model, not a curated record